Uranotaenia lowii is the source of this 4680-nucleotide messenger RNA. RefSeq names its product guanine nucleotide-binding protein subunit alpha homolog (gene cta). The coding region runs from base 824 to 1990 and encodes 388 amino acids. Gene Ontology annotation, biological process: adenylate cyclase-modulating G protein-coupled receptor signaling pathway; Rho protein signal transduction. Gene Ontology annotation, cellular component: brush border membrane; heterotrimeric G-protein complex. The transcript has 6 exons. Gene Ontology annotation, molecular function: GTPase activity; D5 dopamine receptor binding; G-protein beta/gamma-subunit complex binding. Lineage: Eukaryota; Metazoa; Arthropoda; Insecta; Diptera; Culicidae. The record is from RefSeq and is a predicted model, not a curated record.
CGGCUCGGACGGUGUUGACGUUUGGUGGCUCGUGCGAUUUUCCCAGGAAUUUUACGUGAUUUCGUGCGCUAUCCGGUUCGAAAGUGAUCCCCACGGGGCCGUGAAUAUGUGCCACGAUCGUGGCCAGCGGAAUUUGUUUCGAUUUUGCCUUGUUUCGUUGGGAUUUAAGUGAAUUUCUCCCCCGAUGAUUCGUUCCCGACAUGAAAUUUUCUGUGAAUGUCGUGUCGUAUCGUAGACGUCGAACGACGACGACGACGACGGGUUUCCUUUCGCGAGAGUGACGUUUCCCGUGUAUCAUCGUCACAUCGAAAUUUGUAUUGCUCGACGAAGAGUGAGAGUUGGUGUGUGUGUUGGUGGUUGUUGCGGUGGGAUCGGUGUCAGUGUGUGUGCUGCAUACUCGGGGUUGGCAAUAAAGAGAAACCCACACGCACGCACACACAUUUAUGGGUGCUCAUUGAUUAGUGAGCAAAGUGAAACAGCAAGUGAGAAAAGUGGGAAGGGAAGUGUCUGGAAGGUGCUCGAAUAGCUCGGUCAGAGCGUAGUGAGAAGGUGCGGCUGCUCGAGAAGUGCAUUGUUUUGAAUUCGUUGCAUCCGAAGAAGAGAGGAAAUUUUCAAUGAUCGUGGCUCACUCAGCUGAGAAGUGAGUUCUGAGGAAUGUAGUAAGAAGCAGAGUGAUAAAAGAUAGUGCACCAGAGCGGUGUUUUUGUUUUUGGGAAACUGCUUGCGGGCUGAUGGUGUUACUGAUGUUGUUGUUCCUCAUGUGAUUGCGCUACAAAGCGAUGAGGAUGUGAUGAUGAUGAUUAUGUGAUGCGAUUUGCGAAAGAUGGCGACGGCGAAUACGAAUCGAAGGCGCGGGAACGAAUCGAAACUGUCCUGUUCCCGGUCCUGCUGCGGAGACCUCUUCGGCUAUCUCCUGAGGCUUCGGGUUAGCCCCGAGGAGCUGGAGCAGCGGUACAAAUCUCGGGAGAUUGAUAAAUUCCUCGAGAAAGACAAACAUGUCUUUCGACGACAGGUCAAGCUGCUACUGCUCGGAGCGGGCGAAUCCGGUAAGUCCACCUUCCUCAAGCAGAUGCGGAUAAUACACGGGAUCAAAUUCGAGCCCGAACUAGUUAAGGAAUAUCAACAUGUGAUCUACCAAAACAUAGUCAAAGGCAUGCAAGUGCUGUGCGACGCUAGGGAUAAGCUAGAUAUACCGUGGGAGAUUCCGACCUCCCAGCUGGCCGCGAACCAGGCGGUGAUGUUCCACAGCGGAAAUCUGCUGGACGCGGAACAGUUCCACCAGUACGUGCCGAUCAUCGCCAUGCUCUGGCAGGAUGGGGCGAUCCGGAGGGCGUACGACCGCAGGAGAGAGUUUCAAAUUAGUGAUUCAGUUAGUUACUUCUUAGACGAUUUAGACCGGAUAUCAAGGUUCGACUACGUUCCCACACAUCGUGAUAUAUUGCACUGUCGCAAAGCAACUAAGGGCGUAUUUGAAUUUACAAUUAGAAUACAGAACAUUCCAUUCGUAUUUGUUGAUGUCGGUGGGCAGCGAACGCAGCGGCAAAAGUGGACCAAAUGUUUCGACUGCUCGGUCACGUCGAUACUGUUUCUGGUGUCCACCUGCGAGUUCGAUCAGGUGCUGGCCGAGGACAGGAAAACCAAUCGGCUGGAGGAGUCCCGCAACAUCUUCGACACGAUCGUGAACAACACCACCUUCGCGGGCAUCUCGAUCAUUCUGUUUCUGAACAAAACCGACCUGCUGGUGAUGAAGGUGAAGAAUCCGGACACGGACAUCCGCUGGUACUAUCCGCAGUUCACCGGUAAUCCGCACUCGAUUCUCGAUGUGCAGAACUUCAUCCUGCAGAUGUUCAUGAACGUGCGGAAGAACACGAAAACCCCGAUCUACCAUCACUUUACGAAUGCCGUCGAUACCCAGAACAUCCAGGUGGUCUUCAGCUCGGUCAAGGAUACGAUCCUGCACCGGAACCUGUCGGCGUUGAUGCUUCAGUGAGCAGACAGGGGGAGGUUGUUCUCUCUAAUAUUCUCUGUAAUCUUCUUUAUAAGUACAUAUAUUUUUCGCUUUUGGUUAACUAUUAUUUAGAAGUUGUUUGGAGACGUGUCCCUUGUUUAAGACAGGUCGUUGAAUUUUUGUUGAUUUUCCAAUAAUAAUAGCUCUGGAGGAAGCACAGAGAAAACGUCGCGGCGGUAGAGAGUGAGCAAAUAGUAUGUUUAAACAAAAGAAAAAUAGGAAUAUCAUAAUUUAUUAUUCCCUUCUGGAAUCGUUUCUCUUACGUUGUUUUUUUUUUUGUAAAAUUUUAAGCUGGUAAAGAUUUCAACAAAAAGGUCUCCUCAACCGAUCGCAGUAUAUCAUGAUGAUGCCGAUAAGCCACGGGUAAUGAAACGAUCCAUGUUUUUAGAGUACAGAGUGGAAAUUGUGAAUUUUCACUGAGGCACUAUGGAUAGCGAAAAGUAUUCGAUUAAAGUUAUACAAGUUAGAGCGCAUACCCACAAAGAAGAAGAAGGAAAUAACGCUUAUCAAGAAAAGUCGUUUUGAAAAAACUCCACAACAGUGUAUUCGUGUAAAAAGUGACAAACUAGAAUUAUUCUCAACACACUUUUGAAAAGUAGAACAAUACACAAAAUCAUAUGUAUGAACGUAAUAAUACAUAAUGGAAGUUUAUAUUUUGAAAGAAUCGAAUCUUUUGAUUGUGCGAUAACUGUAGUAGGAAAAUUCAAACUGCCAUAUAUUUCAAAUAUAUUUUCGCGCUAGGAGUUUGUUAAUACAAUUUUCAAACACCUUUUUGAAUAUUUUUUUUCUUAAGUUUUGUUCAUGGUAUCAAUCGAAACAACAGUAUCUCAUUGUUCAUCAUCGGAGCCCUAGCUUAUUGCAGCUUAACUAUCAAUACUAUCUCUCUUGAAUGUUUCUCGAAAAAUAUAACCGAUGAAUAUCAGUUUUACUGUUUAGGCAAAUUCACCUGUAGCUAAAUAAAUCCUCUUCACAAACUCGCCAACCCAAUUGAAUGCCACUUAACAGUUAAAACCUAGCUUGUAUCUAUACAUUGACAAGAAUCGAAUAUCCCUUAACAAGAACUGCUCAUCAAUGUGACAAACGAAUUAGAACAAUAGAAACCAAGACAGCAGAGUCUAAACUGACAAAGUAAAGCAACAAUCAUACCGAAACAACAACAAACACAAUCUAAUGAAACCAAAAAUAAUUUUAAAAUAAACUAAAGAGCUGCUUACUUCUGCUAUGUUGUAUGGGAAAGGUCUAACUAGAUCAUCGUUUUGUAAACCUUCAUCUAUUCGAAUUAUAAACCAAAAUUUCAAAUGAAAAACAUGAGUUUGAGGAGUAAAAUGAAUAACAAUGACAAAACAUUGUAUCAUGAUUUAACAAAAUUGCUUAAUUCUAAACAAAUUGUAAAGUUUGCAUUUUUUCAAUAAUUUACUAUUCCCAUAUUGAAAGAAAACAGAAUACCACGCACAAAAAUUUUGGUGUCAAUCUACGUAGGAAAAAAAGAAGUAACGUAAACAUACUUUAGGGUGCCUUCAGCAACCGCAAUCGAUUUUCAUUCGGUUCCAUUUAGAGCAACACAUUUGACGAUAACCAGAUAGACACUAGAUUCGAAAUUGCAAACGAACCUAAGUAAGACUUAUUUUACUGAAGUUGCUUGAGCUAGCUGUUUUUAAACAGCCAGUAUCACUUUUGGAAGCAUUUUGUAUGGGUAGGUCGGCAAUUUUACACGUGCCACCAGCCAAGUUUACAAUAAUUAUUGAUAGGAGCGAAAUCCGGUUUUUACAAGAACAUUUUUAGACGUUAAAUGUAUUGAUGUUGUGCAACAUAGAUUAAUAACCUCCUCCCUACUCCUUACGCUAAGGUAAAAGGUUUAGAAAACGCAAAAUUCGUUCCAUCUCUAAGGCCUCCGUUUCCACUCAAUAAAGGAUCGUUUUAAGGCGAAUCAAAAAUCCCCAAUCCAAACAACAUUGCGCGAACCCAUACUCAACGCCAUGUGCCAUGUCUGUGGGGCAGAAAAGUAACCCUGAAACUCCUCUAUCAGACUAAUGCGAAGAAUUAUCGUAAAACAUUCUCAAUCCGGAAAUCGAUUUUUCGAAGCAGCACAUCAGAUUUCAAGGUUUUUUUUUUGUAAUCUUCCAACUACCAAACAACAUAAUUCUCUAAUACCUCUUCUGAUGGUAAAUUUGUAGCGUGAAGCAAGCUCUUUAUUUGUAUAUUUGUGAGAGAAAAAUGAAUUAUCCACAGCAAACAAAUUAAGUGUAAAAAAUAAACAAAAACAAACGAAUCGCUAGAUUCUAGCAAACGAGAACAAAUGGUAAUGUAAAAACUAAAGUUAAUAAAGCAAAUAAAUAUGCAAAUAAGUACGACAUAACAAACUCUUUUCGAACAAAGCGAAGUAAAUUAACAAUGAUGAUGAGAAAAGAAGGAAGAGAAAGCAAACAGAAAAUCAAUCACUAAGGAGAAGACAAGAAAAUGUAAUAUAAUAAGCCCCCCCAUGAAGGAAGGAAUAUUUGCUGUCAACAUGUAAAAGUUAUUCUUUAAGUUGUUUCUAUAUGUUACUACACGUGUAUAUACAAUGCGCAGCGGCAAACUUUUUAGAAAUUUACAAACUCUAUACAUAUAUUACACCACAACCUGAUGAUGAGUAAAUGAAUAAAACCAAUAAAACAUACAACAAGUCAACAGAA